AUGACGGACGAAUUAACAUCGCCGUCCGUGAAGUCUGGAAAUGUUCUGGCACUUCUUAAUACGUUGUAUACCUCGGGUUUUGCUAUGGCUUCAUCAAGCACACCGCUAUUAAAAGGUAAUAAAGAUAAUCUACUGAACAUUUUGCUCGAAUUGUUUCUCUAGGUAAAACCCUCCACACUUUAUAUGCUCUCUCAUUUGUUGUAUAUGUUAUGAAUUCUGUAUGCUCUUGGCUACACGUCAGUUUUGUUGUGAAAGUAAGUUUUCCUAACUUCAUUCGAUCUCUACUCAUAAUUUUCCAGGGUUAUCUUACUUCAUUCCCCCUAAACACUUGGAUUGUUGUUAGUUUGGUAGUCACUGCGGUCACUGGUUCAAUGCUCACUUGGUUAUUAUUUGUGUUAUGUAUUGAAAAUGCGUUUGCACAUCGCUUGGAUAUUACUCCAUAUCGAAGUGGAUGUGCAUUGGUUUUUGAAGCGUUUGUUGAGUGGACACAGGUAAACUAG
Messenger RNA from Caenorhabditis angaria, 500 nucleotides. The record is from the annotation of a GenBank genome assembly. NCBI's taxonomy places the organism in Eukaryota, Metazoa, Nematoda, Chromadorea, Rhabditida, Rhabditidae.